Triticum aestivum (bread wheat) is the source of this 1383-nucleotide messenger RNA. RefSeq names its product zinc finger protein 8. Gene Ontology annotation, biological process: trichome morphogenesis; response to gibberellin; trichome differentiation. NCBI's taxonomy places the organism in Eukaryota, Viridiplantae, Streptophyta, Magnoliopsida, Poales, Poaceae. The record is from RefSeq and is a predicted model, not a curated record. The transcript has a single exon. Gene Ontology annotation, molecular function: DNA-binding transcription factor activity. Bases 289 to 1149 code for a protein of 286 amino acids.
GAGGUUUUUAAGCUGGCCCCUUCCUUGCUUGCUUGCUUGGUGUAGUCCCCUCCACACUCGGCUCCGACCUUACAUAGACAUGCAUGGUCCCCCUCCGCCCCGACCUCACAAGCAUCGCGCGCACUUCCCCUUAAAACCGCACCAACUCGUAGCCAAAUUCCUCACAUAGCGCACAAACACUACAGAGAGAGACGAGCUAGCUAGAGACGCUCCAAGUCAAGCUACCAAGGCGCGGAGAAUUCUCCGGGUUCACGUACGUAGCAUAGCAGGCUAGGUGUCUCGCCGGCCAUGGCGACGCCGCAGGAGGUGCGCAGGGUCGACUCGUUCUCGCAGCUGCCGUUCAUCCGGCCGGCGGUGGCGCAGCAGCAGCAGCAGCAGGCGAGGGAGACCAUCCGGCUCUUCGGCCGCGAGUUCUCCAACAACGACGCCCUGCUGCAGCAGCAGCAGCGCAAGCAGGAGGCCGGCGCCGGCUCCCCGGACGCCGCCAACGGGAGCACCGUCACGUCCGAGGGCAACGGCGGCGGCGGCGGUGGAGCCAAGGGCGGCGCGUCUGGGGCGGCGGCGGGGGAGACGAGGAAGUUCGAGUGCCACUACUGCUGCCGCAACUUCCCGACGUCGCAGGCGCUGGGCGGGCACCAGAACGCGCACAAGCGGGAGCGCCAGCACGCCAAGCGGGCCCACCUGCAGGCCUCCCUCGCCAUGCACCGCUACGUCCCCGGCGGCCACCACAUGUACGGCGCCCUCCUCAACUACCACCACCACCACCCCGCCGCCGCCCGCUACGACCAGCCGCCGCCGCACUACCCGAUGUGGACGACCGCCAGCAUGGGGCCCUACGGCGGGGGCGGCCCGGGCUCCAUGUCGCAGCCCAUCGACGGCAGCCCCGUCGCGCAGGCGCAGGGCCACUGGAGGGUGCCCCUGCCGGCCGUGGAGAACUUCGGCGCAGCAGUCCGUCACGGCGCGGCUGACAUGCCGCCGGCCGUGGUGGUGCGGCCCGGGGAGGUGAUGACCUGCAAGGACGAGAAGGUGGUGAUGAGCCUGCUCUCCUCGUCGCCGUCCUUGUCGUCCUGCUCCUCCACGUCGCCGGAGAAGCUAGGUAGGUGUGAAUUGGGGCAGCAGGAGGCUCUUAGCUUGGACCUCCAUUUGUAACUCUCAUUUUUCUAGGUUUCUUUCUUCUUGUGAGUUGGCAGUAGUACUUUGCAACUGCAUGUUGAUUCAAAAUAGCUUAAAUAAUCUCCACCGUUUUUGCAGUCUCGAUCCAUGUUUAGCUAGCUAGCUUGCUCCCCUUUUUUUCCCAAGUUAUUAUGGAAUCAAAAUGGCUUCCUGUAAUUUGCAAGAAGGUACCAAUUACAAAAAUUCCAUCAGGACCUGUUGAACUUAUCA